AUGGCCGAUCAAGCAAUCGCUCCUUCAAUCGAACGGUCAGUCGAGCUGCGUUGCGUAGGAGACUGGGGGCAGGCCAACUUCCACCGCAUUUUGUCAUGGCUGACACAAGAGUUCUGCGACCGUGCAGGCCCUGCCAGUCGAACCAUGAUUAUGUCCUUGAGGGAUGGUGGGCUCGAUUCCCUCAUCCAAGUGCAUAACGGGCAAGCAGACCUGGGCAUUGCCACGCCUGCUGCAUUACUUCCGGCCGCAAUCGAAGGCAAGGAACUAUUUGCACCAGUAGGUGCGAUGCCGGAUUUACGCGCUCUUGCUGUCUUGCCGCAGCGCGAUCGGAUGAUGUUUGCUGUCAAUCCCUCGCAUGGCGUCCAAUCUUUUACUGAAAUCUACGCGAAGAAGAUACCGUUGCGCAUUGCUGUCUCGGCUGAUGAUGGGACCAAUUUUAUCGGAUAUGUCUCGGCCCGGAUACUUGAGGCACACGGUUUGGGCGAGGACACGGUUCGAUCUUGGGGUGGCUCAUGGGUGAAGGCAUGUAGACCAGAGCAGGUUCUAGCCCUGGUAGAGUCCGGCCAGGCAGAUGCAGUGAUACAAGAGGCUAUUAUGACGCCUUGGUGGAGAAAUUUGAUCGAGACGCGCGCAAUUGUACCCAUCCCCGUUGAAGAUGGCCCGAUGAAUCAACUGUCAUCCCUGAUAGGCUUUCAACGAGCUACCGUAAAGGCCGGUUUCUGGAAUACUGUCAAUGAAGACAUCGCCUGCGUCGACUUUUCCGAUUUCGUGGUCCUCGUGCGGUCUGAUAUGGCCGACGAUGUAGCCUAUCUGCUGACGUGGUGCCUGGUUGAGACAAGGGCUACCAUUGAAGCGCAGUAUAAGCACAUACCUCCUGAACGCAGCCCUCUGUCUUACCCCCUUGAGCCGUCAAAAAUGGCUCAGUCAACUGUACCUCUGCAUCCAGCGGCAAAGAGAUUCUAUCACGAGAGGGGUUUUCUUACUUGA
Molecule: messenger RNA, 987 nt
Organism: Talaromyces amestolkiae
Lineage: Eukaryota; Fungi; Ascomycota; Eurotiomycetes; Eurotiales; Trichocomaceae
Exons: 1
Coding region: 1-987 (328 amino acids)
Source: RefSeq, a predicted model, not a curated record